Molecule: messenger RNA, 1850 nt
Organism: Hymenoscyphus albidus
Lineage: Eukaryota; Fungi; Ascomycota; Leotiomycetes; Helotiales; Helotiaceae
Source: the annotation of a GenBank genome assembly
AUGUUCAACGAUCCCAUCACCAAAACAUAUGACGAGAUAGACGUAGAACCAGAUGAUCUUAUCUUUGCGGCGUCUUCAGUUGAUGACAUAGCAUCACUUCACCCUCCACCAGUCAGGAUCUUUCGGCUAUGGCAAACAUUUCUUGACAAUGUCAAUCCUCUACUCAAGUUAUUCCAUGCCCCGACAGUUCAACAGCAGAUCCUCGAUGCAAGCGCAGAUCUUUCCAAGAUUUCUAAAAGCAUGCACGUACUUAUGUUCGGUAUCUACGCCAUGGCAAUUUCAUCUCUAAACUAUGAUGAAUGCAACGCCAUAUUCGGCGAAGAAAGGAAACCCCUCUUGAAGCGCUAUCAAAACGGUUGCCGACAAGCUCUUAUACGAGCCAGUUUUCUCCGAACUUCAGACAUGACCAUACUCCAAGGUUAUGUCCUAUACCUCGUAAGUCUCGGAUGGGAGCUGUCUCCCAUCCAUCAACUAGCACUAACACUUUCCAGCACUCGGCUGCUAAUUUCACCGUCGACCCUCGCGCCCUUUAUUGUCUCACCGGCAUAGCAGUCCGCUUAGGUCAACGUAUGGGCCUAAACUUUGAUGGAACACUUUGCGCCAUGCCUCCCUUCGAAACCGAAAUGCGUCGCCGUCUCUGGUGGCAAAUUGUAUUCCUCGACACUCGUAUAGGAGAACUAUCUGGUAGCGCUACCUCGAUGUUUCAACACAUCCGUAGUGUCCACCUACCUCUAAACGUAAACGACGCCGACCUCUUUCCAGACAUGCGUGAGCCACCUGUCGAACAUCCCGGCGCCACAGAAAUGCUCUUCGUCCUGCCUCGUUGCGAAGUCAUUAAGUUCCUUCUGAAAAAUCAGAGCCGGCAUCCCCCAGUGGGACCCGGAAUAUUAGAGAUUCCCCAAAAAGAAAUGCAAGAAUUCGAAGAUUACGUGACAGAAAAAUACCGCAAGUGCUCCGAUCCUCAGAUACCUUUGCAUAAAUCCUCAAUUUUGAAUACACGAUAUCAUAUCCUGCGUGCUAAACUGAGAGGUCGUCCGCCAAGUUCUUACGUGCGGAAUCCUAACACUUCGGAGGCGGAAAAGGAGAAGGUUUUUACCCUCUCUCUGGAAAUGGUGGAGACUUUCCAUCUUAUGAUUACGUCCCCUAAUAUCGAAAGGUUUCACUGGAUGGUGUUCAAGAAUUUUCCUUUUCCCGCACACGUCCACCUGCUCGUCGCUUUACGUACACGUACCACUGGCCCUCUAUCGGAUCGCGCAUGGGAUGCACUCAUCGAGCACGGAAGGAUUCGGAGAAGUCUUAGUUGGGGAAAGUGGAGGGCCGAGGACAGGAGUACCUCUACAGUUCAGUUAGCCAUGGCGAAUCUUACCAUCAAGGCUUGGGAAGCGAGAGAAGCUGCUAGGCUACCUUAUGUAGAAAAACGACCGUCUUUGAUUGGAGACUUGAUGGAGGUGCUUCAAAGAGGACGAGACGAGAGAGGCAGUACGACAGGGAGUUCACCGGGAUCGAUGGCUCUGGAAGUGAUGGGUGCAGGACCUCAGAGUACGGAAGGCUUUUGGGGAUCGGGAUGGCAGGGGGAUCAGAAUAUGGGUAUGGGAAUGGGUUUCACUUUUGGGAACGGGAGUGGGAUGGGGGGUAUAAAUGGGAUAUUGGGGAACGAUGGGUUCGGUGACAUGGGCAUGGGAAUGGGAAUGGGGAUGGGGAUGGAUAUGAUGGGUGUUGCUGGGGGGCGGGUGAAUGAGAAUGCCAAUUGGGCGAUUUGGGGAGAUUUUACGACGGGGUUUGAGGGAACGGGUGGGGUUGGGACGAAGCAGUUUUCUAGUAGGGAGAAUGAUUGGCAAGUAGGAACUUGA